This is a messenger RNA of Haplochromis burtoni (Burton's mouthbrooder), 2101 nucleotides long. RefSeq lists its product as uncharacterized. NCBI's taxonomy places the organism in Eukaryota, Metazoa, Chordata, Actinopteri, Cichliformes, Cichlidae. Bases 160 to 1173 code for a protein of 337 amino acids. The transcript has 7 exons. The record is from RefSeq and is a predicted model, not a curated record.
UAAUAUUGUUUUUCCCUUUUUAAAGCUGAAGUCGCAAGACUGUUUGCCCCUUACAGAGUGAGGCCUUCCUCAGCGCCACUUUCAUCUCUGACCUCGCAUUCUUCCAAGAAAGCAUGCCGCUCCAUUUACACACACACCUUCUUCUGUUUACAUGAUCAUAUGUCAGACACAGUGCCAGCUAAAGCAGUCAAAUUUGACCUAGCAGCAGCUGGACUUGGAGAGAAACGGAUUUCAUUCCAAGGAAGGGAUGAUGACCCAGAAGUGGUCAAGGCAAAGAUUGAGGAUACCUUCCCUCAGCUGAAAGACACAGGAGGGUUUGAACUGCUGAGAAUCUCGGGUACAACACGAAGCCGUAACCUGUGCACAAUCCCAAGCCCAGACACUGGAUAUACAGUGCGAUAUCUCCGCAGUCCAUUGAGUGGAAUUGGACAAGCUUUGAUCUAUAUAAGGCCACUGCAGAAAAGUAUUGAUUUGGAAGACAGCCUGACAACCCUCCAGCAACAAGGACCCCCCACAAAAUGCCUGAAUUGUGACAUUAACAUUCCUUUAAAUAAAAUGAAAAACCACAUCACUAAAUGCACAAGUUCAUUGAGUGGUGCUGAACCUCAGUCUGUUACUGAAAGUCAGGCUAGGCAGACUCGUAGUACAACAGCAAGGUCAGAGGUCCCAUCCUGUAGCAACAGUGAUGCCUGGAAUCUGUCCUGCGGGGUAGAGGAACCAGAUAGUAUCAUCUUGGAAUCCACCAUAACCUCAGCAAGAGCAGAGCAAUCGUCAAGUGAUAUGGUGGUAGUGCAGGAAGAUGCAUCUCAUCAAGAUGAGGAAAAGUCACUUCUAGGGGAAAAACCAGAGUGGAAAUGUGAACAAGAUGCAACCAGAGCAGCCUGGCUCUACAAGUCCGAGUUACUUUCAAAGUAUGAGACCAGAAAGGCAGUAGUCCUGCAAAUGGACUUGCGGGAAAGUAUUGUGGAUCAACAGAGAUCACUUAUCUCCCUCUACAAAGCUCCAAAGGUAGAGUGGGCGGGCCCUGUCAGCUGCAAACUGGAAGGGGAUGUUGCUGUUGGAGAAGGGGUGAAGAGAUUCUUCUUCUCAAAGGCAGUUUCUCUAGUACAGUCUGGUUUGCAUUUGAAUUUUGGUAUGUAUGAAACUAGACUGGGCACAUGUAUAGUGGAUUAAAUAAGAGAAUAUUUCAGCAUGUAAAGAAAAUGUAUUUGUUAUGUAAAUGAGUUAAUUGUGUUAAAAUUACUGCCUGGAUUUCUCAUACUCACCAUAACCUAGAUGUACUCUUUUCAGGGAACACAGAUCUUACAAGACUGUUUGACGGUUAGCCAGAACACUUGACUCCAUCCACUUCUCAGACCUUGCUUGAGAGUGACAUGUUUUUGGUGGUAGGCAAGAAAGUUAUGUACAGAAAUAAGAGGAAUAGUAAUUUAAAAUAAUACAUGUGCAGCACUAAAGGAAAAAGCAUUACUUGUGUUACAUUAUCCUAACUGUAACCAUAAAGAUGAAAAAUAGAUUGAAUUCCGGUACAAAACUGUUUGUCUUUACCCCCAUGCAAUGUUAGGCUUAGUGAAUUUAUUAUGUUUGAUCUUAGGAAGAAUAAUGGGACAUUCAUUCAUUCAUGGUGGACCGUGUAUGUCUGGUAUAAGUCCUGCAAUUUGAAAUGCUUUAUCAGUACAGUGGAUGUUCUUUAAGUAUUUAACAUUUAAAGUGUUUUACUUUACGGACUCACACUUCAGUUUUGGUUUGGUCUCACUGUUGUAGGUCAUAACACGAACAAGCCGUCAAGUCAAGCAGCUGAGGAAAGGGCUUAAGGAGACCAUGGUAUGGCCGCUUCUGACAGAAAGAUCAGACAUCAUUCCUCUUUUCUUACCAAGGGACUCAGAGACUGCUCCCUGUUGUGAGUCGAACAGCUGGGUUACAUUUAAUAAAAAUACACCUAAUGUUGCUGACGCUCUUAAGACUACAAGAUAAGUAAAGAUAUAAAAUGACAAAUUAAGCUUAUUUUAUCUUGUAGCAUUUAAGAGAAAAAAUUAACCAAGGUGAACUAUUUUAUGCAGUCUAUUCUAGAAAGGAUAGUGUGGCCUGCCACAGAAGAUGAAGA